AUGGAUAUGGACCUCCCACCGUCAGAGGAUAUGCUUAAAAGCAUCUUAGGCGUGCUAGAGAGCAUUAAUGAGAAACUAGCCGUACAAGAUGAAAGAUUCAAGAGCCUUGAUGACUGCCUCAGGACAGCUGAUGUAGAGAGAGCAAUGAGCGUGUCAACCCGCUAUAACUCUCUGUCAAUCUCGAAACCGGGACUUGCGGCGGCCUCUUCUAUCGAUUCCAUGGACCCCAAUCCUUUUCAUCGGCCCCCUCGCUUGGUCAGAAGCCUCUCGCGCGACACUGCCACUCGACCCCCUUCAAUGGAGGCUGGACAUGUCGAUACGAUUCCACACCAUUCAACUGAAGCAACUGGAGCUCGUUACAAAGUUCCGGCCGUUUAUGAAUAUACUAGUGAAUUGGAUCCCGAGCUAAAAGAGAUGAUUGAUAAACACCUUGGCGACUGGUGGCGGAUUCCUGCCGACAACAGAAUACCCCUGAGGCUCUUUACGGGAACUAGCCCCGAUCACGAUCUCUGGGGUAUGGAUUUUGCCAAUCAUAGACAACAAAUACUAAAUGAUAUGCGCUUCUUGCGCGGAUUCGACGAGAAAGUAAGGGCUCUCCCCGGUAAUGACUUUCUCAUCAUCGAUUACGAUCAGAGGGACUUUGCCAGAAUGUACAGGGUAGGGGAGCGAGCUAUUGGAGCCGAGUUGGGGACCGGUCCUGAGAAGUCGUCGGUCGCUGCAUGGUCAUGGCUAAUCUUAUAUCAGGGUAUGACUACUGGGGAUAGUAUUAAUCUCCAGAGGAAAGACCAAAGCGACUCAUCAACACAGCUUAUCCCUUACUUCGAGCAUGGCAAUCCAAGCAGUAGCUUGUGGAGUCAUAUAUCCAGCCACAUGCAACUGAAAUGUAGGGAUACUACGACGAAUCCUUACUUGGAUUUGCGACUUGGCUUUCACACAACCUUUUAUGAGAUUCGAGAGACGACUAGUUCACAGAUGAGGGAGCUUUGGAAAUAUGGCCCAUUGUAUGACCAUCCCCUGGGCUGGAGCUUCCGAAAGAGUGCCUACACCUUAUAUACUCCUCGGUUGUCGGAUGUUUCCGCAAUGGAAUCCAGUGGGCACAGUCACUCUAUCAAGGGUUGGUCUGCACUCCUCCUUUCACCAGAAGGGUUUUUUAGCAAGGACAGUCUCAAUAUCCCAGCGAAGGCUUCUGUUCGCGAAAAGGCGCAGAUCCUUGGAGAGUGGCUAGGCAAACUUACACCUCUCGGGUCCGAGAUGGCGCUUAUAAGUCAAGGGAUGAGACGAAUCAGUGAUCGAUGGGCGGAGUUCCAGUCUUUCUUCGACUUUAUUCUUGAUCAUGGAGACUCCCUCAUGCAGCCGUCGGAGCAUGAUAAUCUGCUGUUUGACGAUGGAUCCUUUUCUAGGUCCAGACGAUACUUUUGGGCCAUAGACUGCUUGUCUGAAUUGGAGCUAAGUAUCACUGACAACAUCGCUCAAUGGGAGAUGUACAGAGAUGCUCGUAUAAAGCCAUUCGUUGACUCAGGACAGUUGCCGGCUCUUGACUAUCGACAUUAUAACAAUGCAGAGAAGUAUUGCCACGUUUUAAAGAACCAACGUGAAUACUUCCGACGCAAGCUGGAUUCUACGAAGGCGUUGAGGGAUGCUCUCUUUAAUGCAAGUGCAGUCAUUGAAAGCAGAGCUUCCACACGACUGGGAGAGAACGUCAAGAUCUUGACUUUUGUCAGCAUCCUUUUCCUUCCACUUAAUUUCUGCACGGUGAGCUCUCGAUUCACAAAAAAACCUUACCCUCAGAAGAAUACAAAGGCUAGACUCUGUCGCGUCCAGCUGCUGUCAAUGUUACUCCACCCCGGCAGGCCCGAUACUGAUCUCGUUCAGUCUCUCUGGAGUAUCAACGACACGUUCUCAACGACAGCUUUUAUUAUCGUCAUCGUCAUCGUUGCCUUGACAACCUACGCCGUGGUCUUCAACGUCAACAGCCUCGUCCAUACCUUCAGCUUCGUCUACGACACUAAGAAACGAAGACUCGUCAACGCCAUGAAAUCAGACCCAGACGAAGGAUGGAAGCAGCGAGGCCAGCGUUUCGAAGUCUUCCGACCAAAACAUGAAGACACAAAGCCUUCCGAGUGGUACAUCACCCUUUAUGCAAUACUAAAUCUGGCAACCUUCUUAGGGCUCGGACGGCGAGAUCGGCGCCGCGAAAAUCGGGCCCUCGAAGACAGCAGUUUGCAGUCUUCCAGCUUUCACUUCUCCCGUAUCACCAAUUACUUCACGAGACGGAGGGUAGCCAGGAAGCCUGAACUGCCAGGGGAUUCGUGGCGGCAGGAUGAGCCCUGGGUUUUGUUACCAAUCUACAAGCCUCGUAGGCAGCAUGUUACGCAAUGA
Messenger RNA from Endocarpon pusillum Z07020, 2379 nucleotides. RefSeq lists its product as uncharacterized. The record is from RefSeq and is a predicted model, not a curated record. Bases 1 to 2379 code for a protein of 792 amino acids. NCBI's taxonomy places the organism in Eukaryota, Fungi, Ascomycota, Eurotiomycetes, Verrucariales, Verrucariaceae. The transcript has 4 exons.